Messenger RNA from Globicephala melas (long-finned pilot whale), 543 nucleotides. The record is from RefSeq and is a predicted model, not a curated record. Lineage: Eukaryota; Metazoa; Chordata; Mammalia; Artiodactyla; Delphinidae.
AUGACUGCACAACUAUUCUGCACUCUUGCCUGCAACUUGACAAAGUCCUCGGUCACUGUACGUUUAAAGGAGCCCUGGGCUGUUCCCAACCCACUUUUGACUUGCCUCUGCGUCAGACGAGAACGGACUCCUCGCGUUUGCUUCGCCGGGGACGUUCGGCCCGGCUCGCCCGUGCGUCUGGGGUUCCCGCCCGGAGGACAAAGGCCCGACGCGCAGGGCUCACCCAGGCCCGCCCAGUUGUUCCAGCGCGGCCGCGAGGCCGUAGGCGGGCCGAGGGACCUGCCCUGGCGUCGCGCCCGCCGCGAGUGUAGGCGUCGGCUCUCUCCACCCGUUCUCCCGACCUCCCGGCCAGCGGCAGCGGCAGCGGCAGCGGCAGCAGCAGCAGCAGCAGCAGCAGUAGCAACCCCACGGACUGGGCGACCGCCUCACCUCAGCAGCGGACAAUGGCGGUCGCUCCCCCCACCCACCCCGGCCCGGCGUCGACCGGGACGCGCCGCGCAGGCUGCUGGGAGUGGUAGUUCCAGGCGGAGCGCUUCCGGUUAG